UCAUUGGUUGGGAUCCACGGAGCGUAUAUAACGAACUUCAAACUCCGCUGUUGAUUUAACCUUCCUAGGGGACCUUGGAGAAUAUCAUAGAUUACUACCAGGAGAGACCUGCUGUAAUUAGUGCACAAAAUAUCAUCUAUCUAUGUACCAGCAGAUGACAUGACUGCAAGUCUGUAAGAAAAUAUGGCGAAUGAUGUUUUAUCAAGUAGGAGAGAAGCAAGAAGAAGACGUAUUUUGGAGAAUUCUGAAAACAGAUUACAAAAAAUAACUGGAAGGAGUGACAACAUAUCGAAGGUGACGUACAGCACUGAAGAUGAUUCAUUAGAAUUCCAAAACGGCAGAUUCUCACGACAGAUGAUAAAUGGCUCAGUGCAACUGGCAGCUGAUUGUACUCAAAUUCAUUAUGAUUAUUGUAGUCUGGAACAUAAAGCAAAGAUCAACUAUAUGGAAAGUAAAGCCGAUGUCCCAAAAUAUUUGGACACACAUAGCACAACUAGUGGAUUAUUUCAAGAUCAGGAAGCAGCUAUUUCUGCUCCAUCCACUUUUUAUUUUCUGUAUGCUGCCAAAUUGCAUUUAAUUUGUCUUGCAGUUUUAGUGAGGAUAAUGUAUAUCAUCGACUAUGGUUUUAUAUUUGGAGAGUCCUUGGUGGCACCUUUAUGUGUGGUGGAGAUGACUAAUAUUCUAUGGCUACGUUUGAAUAAACAACAAAUGCAAUCACCAGGUCUGCUUGAUGUUUUUCUGUUAUUUAGUGGCAUUUCAUCACAUAAAGUUACACUGAUAUUGAACUGUAUCCAGAUGCUAUCAUUAAUUGUGCAGGAUACUUGUAUUUAUUUAUUCACCUUUGUUACAUUCCAUGCAAUCUUAGUAAUGGCAAGAAAUGUAGAACAUAGUUUUUAAAUUUUGGGAGUAUGCUGGUUGAAGGCAAUUUCAUGCAUUCCCAUGAGUGUAGAGCUUUUUUGUGUUAAAUGUGGUGUGUGUGUGUGUAUAUAUAUAUAUAUGGGAGUGGACCUUUUUUCUUCAGGAACAUGUCCUUUCUGUGAUUAUAAUCGGAUGUUUUCUACACUUUUUUAUAAGAUUUAUCUAUUAAAAGACAUAUUCAGUUCUUUUUGCUACCAGAGAUCUUAAAGGUUUAAUAAAUAAAUUGCUACAUUGGCAGAAGUCAAAACAUAAUGUAAUAAAACACUUAUAUCUACUGUUUGUGGUAAUAUAUUUUUUACUCUGACACAUGUAACACCAAAUUAGAAGGUGUGCACAAUUUUUCAACAAUGCAAUAUUUGUGUAUAUUUAUUCUUAUAAAUUAAUAUCAGUUGCAAAGCUGACCAACUCUGGUUUUGUAAUCUUAUUAGGCUUGUGAAAGACUGGCCGCUGAACUAUAAGGAAAUGGUUGCCUAUUAAGUUUUUGUAUAUAUACUGUUUAGAACAUUUUGGAUGUCAAAGAUAAAUGAGGAAGUUUAAAAAGUAACAAUAGAAAAUCAUUUUUAGAAAAUAAAAGAUUUCAAAUUAGUAA
Messenger RNA from Zootermopsis nevadensis, 1507 nucleotides. RefSeq lists its product as uncharacterized. NCBI's taxonomy places the organism in Eukaryota, Metazoa, Arthropoda, Insecta, Blattodea, Termopsidae. The record is from RefSeq and is a predicted model, not a curated record. Gene Ontology annotation, biological process: tail-anchored membrane protein insertion into ER membrane. Gene Ontology annotation, cellular component: GET complex.